Triplophysa rosa is the source of this 5757-nucleotide messenger RNA. Its product is annotated as polycomb group RING finger protein 3. The record is from RefSeq and is a predicted model, not a curated record. The transcript has 10 exons. Gene Ontology annotation, biological process: regulation of transcription by RNA polymerase II. Bases 201 to 950 code for a protein of 249 amino acids. Lineage: Eukaryota; Metazoa; Chordata; Actinopteri; Cypriniformes; Nemacheilidae. Gene Ontology annotation, cellular component: PRC1 complex.
GUUUCGGCCUGUUUCGGCACUAGCCGGACAUUUUCGCCUCUUUGUUUUACUGAUAGUGGAUUUAACUCGGAUUCAACCCAAUAUCCAGCGGACCGCUGUGGCCACAAACAGCUGUGUAAAGUGGAGCACAGGAUGCAGAGUUAACGCCACCCCGUGUCUCCCAAAAGAAGCCUGGCUGCCAGACCCUCAGCAGUAGACACAUGGCGGCAAUAGGGAACCCCGAUAUGUUAACCAGAAAGAUAAAACUGUGGGACAUCAACGCCCACAUUACCUGCCGUCUGUGUGAGGGGUACCUGAUCGACGCCACAACGGUCACCGAGUGCUUACACACCUUUUGCAGGAGCUGUCUGGUGAAAUACCUGGAGGAGAACAACACAUGUCCCACGUGUCGGAUUGUUAUUCAUCAGAGUCAUCCACUGCAGUACAUCGGACAUGACCGAACAAUGCAAGAUAUUGUGUAUAAAUUGGUGCCGGGCCUCCAGGAAGCCGAGAUGAAGAAACAGAGAGAAUUCUAUCAGAAGUUAGGCAUGGAGGUGCCUGGAGACAUUAAAGGAGAACUGUGCAACACAAAAAUCCACCCCGACACUCAGCGUAAUGGUGACCUGAAAACAAACGAUCCGUCCAAGGAGGCAGGAGAUGAGAAGGCAGAAGAAGACAAUGAUUACCAUCGCAGCGAUGAGCAGGUGAGUAUAUGUCUGGAGUGUAACAGCAGUAAACUCAGAGGACUCAAGCGGAAAUGGAUUCGUUGUUCGGCUCAGGCCACGGUUCUCCACCUCAAGAAGUUCAUCGCGAAGAAGCUCAACCUGACGUCUUUCAAUGAGCUGGACAUCUUAUGCAAUGAAGAAAUCCUGGGCAAGGACCAUACGUUGAAAUUUGUUGUGGUAACAAGAUGGAGAUUUAAGAAAUCCCCCCUCCUCCUGCAUUACAGACCCAAAAUGGAUUUGCUGUAGUCGGACAAAAAAGGUUGGUUGUUUCCGGCCCAGUGGUCCAGGACUGUGCUACACACUAUAUAUGCAGAGACGGUCAACGCCCACACCAAACAAAAACCCCGACACAGAUACAAGCCAGCAAACAACAAAAGCAUCACAGCUACCGCGACACUGGCAGCUUACGGGAACAACUGCUUUCAUCCGCUAUGUCCUAAAUAUGUGAAAGAUUGAGAGAAAGCAUAUAUUUAUACUUUUGUAUAGACGAGAGAAGUGAAACCAAGACCCUAUUGGUGCUCUGUUUACACAUUAAAACAAAAAAGACAACAAAAAAAAGGGAGCUGUGAGAAAAGUGAAACGUUUUUCUACCAUUUGACUUCGCUCCCACCUCAACUAUGGGCAAAAUGAUUGGUGCUCGGGAUCUGUCAAUCUCCGCGGAAGUGUCGUCAUACACUGCUAACCAGAGGAGACGCAGCGUUUCAAACGGACCGUUCUCUCUCAGGUCUCAACCAACACUUCUUGGGAGCGCAGCAGAGCCUUUCUAAGCUUAUAUAAAGGCGGUUUAUAUAAGCUGUGUGUCAUCUCAGAGCAGUUUCUUUUAUUUUUUUCGCCGUCGCUACGAGUGGAAUUGUGAAUAGGCAAAUUUAUGUGUAGUAUUUAUGUUCUAUUUACCAAUAUUGUAUAUAAAAGUUGUUAACAGAGAGAAGGAAUAAGAUUGUGUUAAAGAAACCGAGACUGUUUAGAGUGCUUUUCCAGAAGUGCUUUAUCUUGGGCCGCAUUCACGUGGCCGCGUGGAUACGGACAUAUGAAUUCAAGCCAGAUUUCUUAUCAGCAAAUCUUUUAUCGGUGGCGUAGACUUUUUAUGUUGCAAAAAGCCACGUUGUCUUUAAUAUAGCAAGACUUUAAGUAUGUCAUUAUUAAUGUGGCAGUGAUAUCAUUUGGAUGGGGUUUGGAAAGCGGAAGGGCUUUGAAUCACCGUUCCUCUGAAUCAGUUUGCGAGGAUGUGUAAUGACGAAUCCUUAAUGUUAAUGUCUUAGUUUAACAGCCAACCGCCCAUAUAUAUAUAUAUAUAUAUAUAUGUACAUCAAUCCCGCCUCAACGUCAUAUAUGCAAUGUAUCACUUUUUAAUUGAGACAAACAUGAUAAAACCCUGACAGAUCUCCAUUCCUUUGGGUAUGAAUGUAACCCACAUGUAUCCGUCCAUGAAUAUGUACAACUGUUUGCUUUAUUGCUAUCUUUCGUGCCAAAGGCUUUAUCCCCCCGAAUUCACUUAUAUUCUGCAUGGCAAGCUGUACGUAUGGCAGAAUGCAUCUAUGAAAAGCGUUUGACCUGAACUAAUUUGAUACGGAGGAAUUUAUCCGAUUAGGUUAGUGAAAAUUGGAUGUUAAAUGGAUUGUCCUUUAGUUCUUUUAUUGCGUGAGCCCUUAUUGAAGUUUGUAAUAUUUUUGUUCCAUUACGGACGUCUGCUCAUUCAAUGAUGGACGAACUCUAGUUGAUCAAAUUUUAAAGGGCUCUUAUCUGAUAUGUAACCACAAUGUAUUAUUUCAAGUUUCUUAAAGCGCUAAUUGACGACAUUUUGUAAUUUCUGAACGUUUAAUGAAAACAGUUAUUAAAGCGGUCAACUUUUACACGGGUAAAUGCCAAACCAGCUUGACCAAAUCUUUCUGGUUCACUUCGGAGUUAUUCCAUAAAUACUGAUGUUUUAUAUAUUCUAUAAUAUUGCAUACUUGCAUAGAAACACUCAGCGGUGAAAUGUUUCAUCUAGUUUGGACUGCCCUUCCUCAGUGUCUUAUAAUGUGAAUGAUCUCAGUGUGCAUCCCAGCAUCACACUUUUUCUUUUGCGUAGUGUUUUGCUUUAUUUCAUCAUCUCUUCAUUCCCGUUUCUUGAGUUGCAUCGAAAUAAUACUGUAAGUUCAUGUCAAGCAAACAUUCACAUGCUAGAUUUCCAAACCAGACGUCUCUCUACAAGCUAGCAGACAUGCUUUUGCUGGUUUUCAUUGAAUGCCUUUCUCUUGUUGUGUAUUCUCAAAAACCAGCAUUUGGUGUGAAUGUCUAAUGCUGGAAGGGUCUUACUUUCGGGGAGAUCAGGGUGUUCGAUUUAUUUUAUUUGAGCCAAUAAAUGGUGCUAAUGUUUUGUACCUUUUAAAAAUAAAACGGAACAUGGUGCAGACCGCGAGCGAGUCUUAAAAUACCCGUAUUUGUCAUAACUUGCUUAUUUGAUGUAAUUGGUGCUCUCUUGGGUUUGUCUCUCAGAAACGGGAGGGAAGCUGGUUUGGUGAUUCAUGGGGUUUUGUUUACUGCUGUCCCAGGAAACUUUGAAAUCGGUCUAAACGUAGCAGCACAUAAGACUCAUCCUCUUUUCUAAACAACACUAGCGGUUAGAGGUCUGUCUUGCAUCACUUUUAAGUGUGGGUUCUUUCUUGUUAAACCUCCAUCACAAAUCUCUUUGAGGUUGUUCUUUUUUUGGUGUAAGUUAUAAAAGCUGUGUUUCCUGAGCCAGGAGAUGGAAGACAGGGUUUCCGCUCUGGUAUUGUUUAAAUCACUGUUUUACUCUCCCAGGGCCUCGUUGGGCAUAAGAGGUGUGCGUUCAGAGGUAGAUUCACUGCUAUGCAGUAUUGGGAACGGAUCAGUGCUCUGGCCGUGUUAUCAGGCUUGCGCAUUGAGACAUCAACGCUACUUCACUUGACAGGCAGGCUAUAAGGAGCUUACUGGAGACCUGCUUUAGAAGCUGUGGACUGUGUCCAGACUCAACUUGCCAAGAUUGGAGGCUUGUCUCCAUUUCCCUUUACUGGAUUUUUGGCAGCGUUUGGUUCUGUGACAAAGGUGCCCCAUGACUGACUUAGAAAUUUGAAACUGAGACAAGUAGAGAUGGUAUCAGUCUAAACCUUGGGUAAAUCUCAGAAACGCUGUCGUAAACACGGGCUUAUUUUACCCCAAAAUCAAAAGAAAGUAAUGUGAAAUUGUACUUGCGUGAUUUCUUUUUGCAUUCUGAUGAUUUUUAUUUGCAUUCUGACAAACCUGUCAUGGGAGGAACAAAGUAUAUUCUGAUUACUGUAAUGAAUAAUUAUAUUUUAUUACAAAUGUAAAUUAUUUAUACAUUAUUGUAGUAUUUGUACCGCUCUUAAUUUAUGUUUUUUAAUAAAACCACUGUAUUGCUAUAAAAUGACUUUAUUACAGUAAAUCACGCGCCAUUGAGAAUAUAAAAAAUGCACACAAAAUUUUAAUAAAAAAUGGAAUGGGCGUAAUUUUUUUAAUAAAAAAACAAAAAAUAUAUUUUUAUUUUGGGGUAAAAUGUGACCUAACAUGUUUCUGUGAUUUACCCAUUCGUGAAUUUUACAGCAUUAGACUUUUCAACCAAACGAUGACCGUCUAUCAUCGUGUGAUGUUUCAGCUGAGCUGAAAAGCACUUCUUAUUUAUUGUCUUUAAAAAAAGCAUACACCGGCCCUUUAAGGCGCCUUUUCUGUUUUUCUGUUAUCAUCUUUCUCCAGUCGUCCUCUCUAACUGUUAGUCGUUGUCUCACCUCUAAUUCAUCAUAUUCUCAUUAGGACUCUGUGUUUAAAAAGUGACUCUGAUCUGCUCUGUGUGAGACACUGUAAAACCAGACUGUUUGGCCUGCGAGCUAAGAAACUCCGUCCUUUCUAAUAGGGUUUCUGUCUGCGAGGCGUGUCACUUCCCCACAUUUCCGGGUUUCAGUUGAUUGAGGAGUUUUGAUUGGUCGGUUCCGAGCUGAAUUGUUUGAGGAGUUACUUUGAUUGGUCAGUUGUGAGUUGAAUUGAUUUUGGGGAUGUCAUGAAUCAUCGGUUUUGCGUCGCAUUGAUCAUGGGUCUGAUGGUUGCCAGAUAUCUCUGUUUGCUCUCAGUUGGAACAUCCCUGUAAGAAAUGUAUUGUAUUGGACACCAGAUUUGAAAAGCUGGUCAACCGCAGAUAUUUACUGUAUACACAAUGUUUUUACUUUUUAAGGAAUCAACUUUCAUAGUGGCAUCUUCAAUGAGCCAUAAAUCUUCAUGCUUCGCUAAUGUUCCCCUUAAAUGUUAUUUAUUUUUACUGUAUAGAUUUGUGUUCUGCCAUUGCCUGUAUGUCAUGAUCUGAAAUAUCGAGAUUUGUCGCCUUAUUGAUAUCUUUGUACAUGCUUUGAUAUAAACAUGAUGAGAAUCUAUCAGUUAAGCAUUAAAAUCCCUCUCCUCUGUCAUUCACCAUAUAUAAUCCUUCCCUCGCUUUGUGUAUAAAAUGAUAUUUCAGCGUUGGGUUGCUUUCGGGAAAAAUCAUUCGGAUCGGGUCGUGCAAACAAAGCGAUCGUUUCGUUUCCAAGGAAAAAUGUGCAAUAUGUGUCUCUCAGAUGGUUCUGGAAGCUUCAUUCGAUUUAUUUCUGUUGGUUAGGUGCUCAGGUCACAAAUAGAGUCCAUACAGUUCUCAUCCCUCUGAUUGUACGGGUGCCUGCUUGGCUCAUUUCACACUAACGCUCCAUACAUAACACAUGGGUUUCCUUAUGUUUUCUUUAUUUUUAAUUCCUUUUUAUUCUUUUAGAAGUAAAACAUUGACAUGGUGUCCUUUUCUUGUCUGUUUUCUGGCAUGAUGAUUAUUUAUUGCACAUGGUUUCCAUAGUUACACCAAGGUGUUUUGUUCGAACUGGGCUCGAAUUUCUUACAAUUUUAUGGAAGCUUUUGUUGAAAUUUUGAAAGUGUGUAUUUCAUGAAUAAAUGCCUUAUAAAAACGUGUCUCUUUCUGCUUGUAUUCUGAUUCAAUUAUGUGACUAAAUUAAAUAUUAAAUGUUUGUGCAUUUGUGAAUUUCUGGUUGGUGCACCAUUGAGAAUUAAAUUCACCCAAAAUGAA